Molecule: messenger RNA, 2400 nt
Organism: Lachancea sp. 'fantastica'
Lineage: Eukaryota; Fungi; Ascomycota; Saccharomycetes; Saccharomycetales; Saccharomycetaceae
Source: the annotation of a GenBank genome assembly
AUGCCUGUCAAGAACCCAAGUUUGGGCUGGGAAAAACUUCAGGAUGUGUUUUAUAGAGACAGAGAUCUGUGCCCGCUGAAAUUUCCAGUAGAAUCUGAUACUAAAGCUGUGUUUUCUACAGCUUUAGUAGCUGUCACAACGGGUGAUAGCAUUGGAGUUUACCUCUAUACGGGCCAAUACAUUGCCAAGAUCGACUUCAAGUCACUUCCCAGUGAAAUUGUGCAAUAUGAGUUUGAUUUUGAAGACGAGGGCUCUUUAGUGAUCGCUAUGACAGAUCGGAUAAGGGUAUACCAUAACUGGAUUCCUCUACAAUUCCAAGACUUCUUUUUGCCCGAUGAUGUUGAGGAUACGAUAUGGGAUUAUAAGAGCCGAUGUGCAGUUUUGCUGUCGACUCAGGAUCUGUACCACUUUGAUGGCAUCCAAUUGGUCAGAGUAUGCGAGAACAAAGAGCAUUAUACGCUAUUGACCAAAAACCACUGGCAUUCAAACAAAGAACUGGUAGUGCUGCUUGACGUGGACGAUAUCUACCAUUUCAACUUGAGCUCAAGAGAGCUUGUAAAGGAAGCAAGCAAUGAGUCGUGGCAUUCCGUGGUAAUAUCUCCACAGAAUUUUGUGUGCCUUUAUAAUGCCAAGUCUUACGAAAUCAAAAUAUACAAGCACAACACAGUCCGACUGAUGGAAUUCAAAUUGGACUCUCAUCCAAACCUUAUCGCAUGGUGUGGCGAUGACACUAUAGCUUGCUGUUUCACAGAAGAGGAGGUAAAGUUAUAUGGGCCAGACUCUUCAAGCAUUGCCUUUUGGUACCCAGAAGAAGUCUUCACGAUUCAAACCGAUACAGAAGGCUUGAGAGUAAUCACUAAGGAACGGGUGAGGUUUAUUUCAAAAGUAACACAUCAAACUGCAAAUGUUUUUCUUAUGGGCUCGACAGAGCCGGGUUCAAUCCUUCUAGACUCUGUCAGUCUUCUAUCUACGCAAGCACCACGGGCAGUGGAGAAUUUAAAAAUAAUAAACUUGGAUCAAGGUGUUGCAGAAUGUCUGGAUGCCGCCAGAGAUGAGCUCGAGCCUUAUUGGCAAAAGAAACUUCUAUCAGCAGCUGUUUUCGGUAAAAGCUCUUUAACACAAGAAGCUCAAAAGUCAGAUCAAUUUGUGGACACAUGCGAUAAACUGAGGGUACUCAACAUGCUUACGGAAAGCGGCAUCAUACUCACGUUAAAUCGGCUUGAGUCACUUGGCAUCGAUACUUUGUUGAAGUUACUUAUAAAGACUGGAGAUUUCUAUGGGUGCGUUUCUGUUUGCCACUUUCUCAAGCUCAGGAACAAACUCUCAAAGGUCUUCGUCUCCUGGGGCAAAGCCAAAAUUCUCUCAUCCUCUGACUUGGAGGACAGAGUCAUUUUCGAUUCUAUCUUAAAAUUAGCUGAAAGUCUACCCGUCAAGCUACCGAUGGCAGAGGUUGGAUUGACAGCUUUCAGAGAAGGACGACCCUCACUAGCCAAAGACCUAGUGCUCAGAGAAGCUUUGCCUGAAAUCGAAUUUUCUGCAUUAUUCGAUCUCGACGAGCACGAACUUGCCUUAAAGAAAGCGAAAGAUUACGGCAAUCCGGAAAUGACACUAUCUGUACUGCUCAAACUGCGUGAGCAGCUAACAACAGCCCAAUUCAUGAAACUCAUAUUAUUAAUUAUGCGCAGUGAUCAACUUUUUGCCUACUACUGCAGGAAUGACAAGUCAUUUCUGAUAGACUACUAUCGACAAUCAGAUCAAACAGAUGAACUUGCAUUUCAAUUAUGGGCACAAGGCAAAAACAAUAAUACGCCAAGUGAAUUUUUGCCCCAGGUGAGAGAUCUCUAUGGCCGAAUCGUCCAAGAUCCUCUGAUCAAACUUGAUCGAGACGUUCUAGAGCGUCAGAUUCAGUUAAUCGAUUUUCAAAAACAGUUAGAGCAACUUCACAACGUCAGCAUCGUCGAUACAAGCUUGGACGAUACCAUUAAGACAUUGAUAAGACAUCGACUGGAUCGACCACUUGCCACUGUGCUGAAGAAAUUCAAGGUACCCGAUCAAAAGUACUAUCAUAUUAAGUGCGGUGUUCUGGCUAAGGAGCAGAGGUUUGAGGAUCUCUAUAAAUUUUCACAGGAGCGAAAGUCACCCAUAGGAUAUCUGCCUUUCUAUAAAUGCUGCCUGCAGCAAAGAAAGAAAAAAGAGGCCGUGGUUUACGUUCGCAUGGUAACAGGGAUACCCUACGAAAAAAGGCUAGAAAUGUAUUUGAAUUGUUCAGCUUUUCAGGAUGCAAUUCAAUUGGCUUCAAAGGAGAAAGAUGUUUCGAGCUUGAAAGACAUUUAUAGGCUAGUGCCAGCAAAUGAACCUCAGCUCAGAGCUUUCAUAACAGAUACCAUGAAUAAACUCUAG